AUGGCCAAACGAGCAAAUAGGGGCCGUGGGGGGAAGAAGGUAUCAAAAUUGUUGUUGAAAGAGGCUUCAGCAAAUUUGGAGGUUGCUUUGCGAUCUUUGGAUUGUAAGGCUGAUCAGAGUGAGGAGAAAGAGAUUUGUGAGGAUGUGGAUGCUUUGAAGCUUGAUGUUCAGAGCUUGCCUGUUGAAAGCAAUUCGGUUCUGCGAGUGGAUGCUAUGGAGGUUUCUUCUGGGUAUCUUGAGGAUGAAUUUGUGAGCAAAUCUGGUGCUGUUGAGUCUCCAUUUAAGGUUGCUCAGAAGAGUGAAGCACAGGAUUGGAGGCAACUGUUUCGUAAGGAAAAAUCCAUAAGAACAUUGCAGUAUUUCGCUCCUUCUCAUGAAGGUGGAAGAGUUGUAGUGAAGCCUCCAAAGGAAGCGAUUGAGGAAGGUAUUUCAAAAUGGGCCUCUUCUCUGGUUGAAGUUUUCUUGUUGGAGAAUGGAUUAUAUUUGUUUAAAUUUGCUGAUGAGAAGACACGAGAUGAGGUGAUGGAGGCAAGAGUCUGGCAUAUGGCUAAUAAACCUUUGAUCUUGCGCAAAUGGACCCCUGGUAUGCAACUUUUAAAUAUUUCUCUAUCUUCUGUUCCUGUUUGGAUUAAAUUGCAUAAUCUGCCUAUUGAGUUUUGGAAUGCUACUUGUUUGAGUUAUGUGGCUAGUGGUGUUGGUAAGCCUAUAUGUGCUGAUUCUGUUACUGAGGAACAGUUGAGGCUUGGUUUUGCUAGAGUUUUGGUUGAAGUAGAUAUGAAUUAUGUUUUUCCUAAAGAGAUUGAAAUUGUUGGUGUUGAUGGGGGUCGGGUGGUAGUUGGCAUUGAAUAUCCAUGGCUUCUUGUUAAAUGUAAGAAAUGUAAGUUGUUUGGUCAUCUUUCUCAUACUUGUACAAAGGUUGAGAAACAAGUUUGGCUUCCAAAAAAUACUGAGCCUGUUCAAAACUUGAAUGCUGGUUUUGUGGUGGAGAAGGCUGCUGAGUUGAAUAAUGGUGGUCCUAAUAUAAGGGCUGAACCUAAAUGGAAUGUGGUUAGAGCUAAAAAAACUCUUGUUUCCAAGUCUACUGUGAAGGAUAACCAAAGUAAUUGGACUAAUUCAUUCCAUCUUCUGGCUAGAGCUGAUGGUAAUCUUAAAUCAGGGGUGAGAGGUUCAGAUACUUUUUCUUCUCUUCAAAAUGUUAUUGAGUCUGCUAUGGUUGAGGAGAGUGCAAAAAUAAAAGGGAAGGGUAAAAUGGGUGAAGAGGAGGAGGGUUUGAAUCAUCCCUCUCAGCAGAAGGAGGUUGUGAGUAUGAUUAAAAGACAUAAGGUUAGUCUUAUUUGUUUGAUUGAGACUAGAGUGAAGGAAAAUAAGGCUGAUAAGGUGAAGGCUUGUAUUGUUCCAGAUUGGGACUAUGUUUUUAACUAUGAUAAGCACUAUUUGGGAAGAAUUUGGAUUUGUUGGAACAAUUCGGAUUUUGAAGUGAUUGUUCUGGAUAAAGGUGAGCAAAGUAUUAAUUGUUUUGUUAAGUCUCUUAAUAGUUGGUUUCAUUCUUUUGUCUAUGGGGCUAAUCAGGGGGUGGAUAGAAGGCUUCUUUGGUCUGAUUUAUGUUCUAUGAAGGGAAAAGUAGGUAAUAAUCCUUGGAUGAUUUGUGGGGAUUUUAAUGUAGUUUUUUCCUUGGCUGAAAAAUGGGGUUCUAAUAAGCUUUCUUCUUAUGAAAUUGAAUUUGGUCAAUGUGUGAAUGAUCUUGAAGUUCUGGAUCUUAAUUUUAGUGGGUGUUUUUACACUUGGACUAAUAAAAGUGAGGAGCCAUGGUUUGUAGCCAGAAAAUUGGAUAGAGUUUUGGCUAAUGUGAAUUGGAUGAGUUCUUUUGGAAGUACUGUUGUGGAAUUCCUUUCUGGGGGAAUUUCUGAUCAUUCCCCUGCUAUUAUUUCAGCAGGUUCUUUACAAAGUUUUGGCCAUAAACCCUUUAAGUUCUAUAACUUUUGGUUGGAGCAUGAAGGGUUCUUGGAUUGGGUUAAGGAGGGUUGGAGCAUUCAGCCUGAGGGCUUCCCUAUGUAUCAGUUGUAUGUGAAACGUCGGUCUGUGAAAGCUAUUUUAAAGGAGAAAAAUAUGGUUUGUUUUGGGAAUUUGAAGCAAAGGGUUAUUCAAGCUCGUGAGAAUCUGACUUUAGCUCAGAAUGGUGUUCUUGCUUCUUUUGGUAGUGCUAAUAGUCUUCUUAAAGAGAGGGAAUGUCUUCAUGCUUAUGUUUCCAUUACUAGAGCUGAGGAAUCCUUUUUGAAGCAGAAGGUUCAAAAUGCUAAGAAAACUAUUAACUAUUUGUGGGAUGAGCAUGGCACUAAAGUAGAUGAUGUUGAUCAGAUCAAGAAGGUGGCUGAGGAUUUUUACAAGAAUCUGUUAGCCAUUCUGGAGAAGGAGGUUAUUGCAGAAGAAAUUAGAGACACCUUAUUUCAUAUGAAAGCAAACAAGGCCCCUGGUCCUUAUGGGUUUUCUGCAGAUUUUUUUAAAUCUACUUGGUCUAUUGUGGGACAGGAGGUAGUGGCUGCCAUUAAAGGUAAAAAGGGGCUAAGGCAGGGUGAUCCUCUAUAUCCUUACUUGUUUGUUCUUGCUAUGGAGGUUUUUUCUAGGAUUAUGGCUGACCACACUAGUGAAGCUAGUUUGAGCUCUAUAAAAGUUAUCAAGGCUGCUCUGCUUGAGUUUGAAAAUUUGUCUGGUUUGAAAGCUAACCCUGCAAAAAGUUCAUUUUAUUGUUCUGGAAUUUCAGAUAGAUUGAAGUAUGUUCUUUUGGAUGAUUUAAGGAUGAAAAAAGGUCAUCUCCCUAUGAGGCAGGCUCCAGUUGUUAUCUUCUGUUCACUACUACAAGUGUAUUGGAUGGGUAUCUUCAUUCUUCCCAAAAAGAUUAUUAGAGCUAUUGAACAGAAAUUCAAUAGGUUUCUUUGGAAUGGGAAAGAGGAAGGUGUAGCUAAGGCUAAGGUUGCUUGGUCUGAUCUUUGUUUUCCUAAGAAGGAGGGAGGUUUGGGGUUGAAGAGACUUGAAGUUUGGAAUCAAACAUCUAUGCUUAGGCAUAUUUGGAGCAUUUUUGCUAGAUCUGGUUCCAUUUGGGUUGCAUGGCUGAGAGAUAUUGCCAAAAGAUUCUUAAAGUUUGAGGCUGGGAAUGGGGAUAAUAUUCAUAUGUGGCUGGAUUUGUGGCAUCCUGUAGGGAUAUUAAUUGAGCAAUAUGGCUUUAGGGCUGUUUAUGAUGCUCAAAGUAAUAUUGAAGCUAAACUGUCUUCUGUCAUCUGCAAUGGAGAUUGGUUUUGGAAACCUGUGAGAUCAGAAGCUUUAGUUGACAUUGAAGCUAGGCUUUCUAAAGUUUGCUUGGGCCAGUGUGAUAAACCUAUUUGGCUUGGUUCUAAGAAGGGUGUCUAUGUUAGUGCAGAAACUUGGGAAGCUCUUAGAGAGAAGAAUGCAAAGGUGAAAGGUUACUUAAAUGGGGUUAUAAGGGUGAUAGUCAAUGCUGUUUUUGUCAUAGUCAAAUUGAAACUCGUGAUCACAUCUUCUUUGAAUGCAGUUUUAGUUCUAGAAUAUGAAAAUAUUGCAUGGUUCGUUGCAGGGUGGAUAGGCCUCUUAUUAUCUGGGAUCAUCUUGUGCAGUUAG
Messenger RNA from Corylus avellana, 3630 nucleotides. Lineage: Eukaryota; Viridiplantae; Streptophyta; Magnoliopsida; Fagales; Betulaceae. The record is from RefSeq and is a predicted model, not a curated record.